Candoia aspera is the source of this 3084-nucleotide messenger RNA. It is a transcript of the gene CERS2, whose product is annotated as ceramide synthase 2. Gene Ontology annotation, biological process: ceramide biosynthetic process. The record is from RefSeq and is a predicted model, not a curated record. The transcript is spliced from 11 exons. Gene Ontology annotation, cellular component: membrane. NCBI's taxonomy places the organism in Eukaryota, Metazoa, Chordata, Lepidosauria, Squamata, Candoiidae. Gene Ontology annotation, molecular function: sphingosine N-acyltransferase activity; DNA binding. Bases 318 to 1487 code for a protein of 389 amino acids.
AUUGCUAAGGCUUGGCCGGGAAGCGGGGCGGGCGCCGGAGAAAUGGCUCUCUUGCCACGGGUUGGAGCUGUUAACCUGAUCCUCGGGAGCAACGUCAUUUUCCCAAGCCUUCUUUAAAAAAAAAAGUCCUCUCUCUCUCUCUGCUCCCCCCCCCCCGUUUGGCCGUAUUAUUUUACCGCGCUCCCCCCUCGCCUGGCAGAAGAAGGACCAAAGAUCAAGGCGAGGAAGAAGCAGGAGAGCCGCGAAGCGGGAAAGCAGCGCUUCUUCGCCCGCUCCCGAGGCGCCCCGGGGGGCUCCGCCGCCGCCGCCGCCCAAGGAUGUUUCAGAUGUUGUAUGACUACUUCUGGUGGGACCGGCUCUGGUUGCCAUCCAACAUGACCUGGGCUGACUUGGAGGAUGGGGAAGACCAAGUCUACAGCAAAACUGCACACCUCUACUUCACCAUCCCUCUGGGGUUUGUCUUCCUCAUCAUUAGGCACUUCUUUGAAAUCUACAUAGCCACUCCGCUGGCUAGACUUUUGAACGUCAAGGAAAAAAACCGAUUAAAAGCCACGCCAAAUCCAGCGCUAGAGAAGUUCUAUUCUUCUUCCUGCAAGCAUCCCAAGAAGGCUGAUAUUGAGGCGCUGUCUAAAAAAAAUGGCUGCACCCCGCGGCAGGUGGAGCGCUGGUUUCGGCGGCGGCGGAACCAGGACCGACCCAGUUUGCUCAAGAAAUUCCGGGAGGCCAGUUGGAGAUUCACCUUUUACCUUGUUGCUUUCAUUGCUGGCAUGGCUGUGAUAGUGGAUAAACCUUGGUUUUACGACCUUCGCCAGGUCUGGGCCAGCUACCCUGUCCAGGCCUUGCUUCCUUCCCAGUACUGGUACUACAUCAUCGAGCUGUCGUUUUAUUGGUCCCUGUUGUUCAGCAUUGCCUCGGAUGUGAAACGGAAAGAUUUCAAAGAGCAGGUGAUCCAUCACGUCGCCACCAUCGUCUUGAUCAGUUUCUCCUGGUUCACCAAUUAUAUCCGGGCGGGGACCAUCAUCAUGGCUUUGCAUGACUCGUCUGACUAUCUGCUGGAGUCAGCCAAGAUGUUUAAUUACGCUGGCUGGAAGAACACUUGCAACAAUAUUUUCAUCGUAUUUGCUGUGGUCUUCAUCAUCACCCGCUUAAUCAUCCUUCCCUUCUGGGUCCUGCACUGCACCAUUAUAUAUCCUUUAGAAAUGUAUCCCCCCUUUUUUGGCUAUUACUUCUUCAACCUCAUGAUGGUGAUUCUCCAGUGCCUGCACAUAUUCUGGGCCUACCUCAUCAUUCGCAUGGCCCAGAAAUUCCUAACUGGAAAGACAGUGGAGGAUGAGAGAAGUGAUCGGGAUGAAACGGAUUACUCCGAGGAGGUGGGGGAGGAGGAAGAAAAAGCUGCUGCAGGUGCUGGGUCCGUCACAAGAACCAAGAACGGCCCUCUUACCAACGGGCACUCUGUCUUGAACAAUAACCAUCGGAAAAUGGAAUGAUUCCGCUCCCUGCACGUAUUUUUCUUCCCUUGUGCCCGUCUCUCUCCGGCCCCAAAUCAUCCCGAAUCCGUUGUGAGAUGCGCCACCUGAGACUGGGGGAACAUUUUGAUUUCUGGCCAAGCCAAAAACUCCGGAUGAGGAAAGACGUCCUCAAUUCCAGCACGAAUGCCCCCUGCCUACGGUUGUUUGAUAAUGCUCCUCCCUGCCUUCCCCCCCUCGCUGAAAUGGUUCCCCUUUUGGGAGGGACGCUGCGAUCCUGCCACCUUGUAAUUUGGCUUAGAAGAAAUCCUCGCCCUUGGAAGGCGUCCCUGCCACUGAGACCCCCUCUUCCUCCUCCUUUUUGCUCACCAAACUGCCUUAAAAAUCACGUUGGGGUAACCAAGAUGCAACUUAUCCAUCUUUCGUUUUUCCCCUUUUUCCUCCCUCAUCCUGAGCCCCAAAAUACGAAUUGACAUCCAAGGAAGUGCAGGAAGCGGGAGAAAAAUCUCUCCCCUCGCCUGUGGCGCCCACAGCCACCGGGCCUCGUUCCACACCCGUCAAGAUGCCCGAGAAGCAGACAUCAUCCAAGUUGCCAGUCCUCAUUGACGCUUCCUUCCUGUGCCAAAGGCCUGUGGUGCGCAGUGGGUCAGAAAACGUUGGAUUUCUUUGGCUGACCUGGAUGUCAAGGUUGCUCAGCUCUUCCCGGCCGAGAGCUGUGCCUGGCUGGUUUUUCACGAGGAACGUGGAAACCAUCCCCAUUUUUUUUGGUCAGUGCCUGGGAUGUGGGAAGCUGGCCCUCUGCUACUUUCUCUCCUGCGCACCUUCUUCUCAAUGAUGCUUCUGCCCCUUGAUGCUGCAAAAUUUGGGGAAGUGGGAAUGGUGUCUAGAACCAGCACGGCUGAAAUAGGAAUUUGUCUCUCUCACACACUCUGUGAGAAGGAAAGACCCACUCCUGCCUUAAUGCUGCUUGGCGCUGCAAAGCCUUCCUUCUCCACCAGUCUUUUCUUUCUCUUGAUAUUACCUCUGUAUUGGACAAGCCAUGAUUCCCCCCUGCUUUGGGGAUGGAUGGGGGGGUGAGAAUCCAGCAUUGUUAGCUGCACCAAACGUAACGGGGCAGGCGAAUCGCAUUCCCCAAGACCUGAUCACGCUUGCACGUGGUUUUUGUAGUUGCAAACACAGCAGAAGUGCUUAAGAAAGAAGCGUCUGGCUUAAAUGUGGGAGGAUCAGUCUGAAGAGCUCGGCACUGAUGUCAAAGUGGAGAGCAGGUACGCGUGUCCCCUGGGGGGGAUUUUCCUGGAGGGGCUGGUGGGCGUCAGCAGGUAAAUUCAGUAGGUCAACAACACCCUUGGGCAUUAAAGGCCAGCAAGGUUUAAUUUCCUUUCCUUUCUGCACCGUUGCUAAUUUUCUCAAUGCACAGUAGUUCACAAUUUUUUUCAUUUUGUUGGUUCUCCUGGGAAAUUAAUUCCCCCCCACCUCCCCAUCCUUUUGUCUUCUCUAAGCACCCUUUCCCAUCCUGCCUUUUAAAUGUUAAAGGUACCAUGAACUCGAGAUCCUGAUUAACACUUAAUUUAUUAGGUAGGAUUUUCAGCUACCGAAAUGGAAGAAUGCAAAGGAAAUC